AUGGCCAAUCUAUUCAUCCUCAUCCUUGCAUCGAUAUUCUAUUUCACUCUCUCCUUUACGCCUCUAUCGAAGGAAGAGCAGAUACAAAACUUCAAUAAAUUGAACGACGACGUGGAACCGUUUAGAAGGAAUUUAACCGAAUGUGCGCGACAAGUCAAGGCUUCGAUGGUAGACGUUGAAAAUUUCCUUAAACGAAUCCCACAAUCGUCCGCGCAGGGUAAGUGCUUCGUCGCGUGCAUUUUGAAACGCAAUAAAAUCAUUGUCAAGAACGAAAUCAGCAAAGAGAAUCUUUUAGAAGUAAACCGAGCAGUAUACGGAGACGAUACAGAAGUGAUGACCAGGUUAAAGUCUGCGAUAGCGGAAUGCAGUGAUGUCGUAGAAGGAAUUUUCGAAAUAUGUGAAUAUGCAUCUAUAUUUAACGACUGCAUGCACAUGAGGAUGGAGCAUAUAUUGGACAAAGUGACAAUGGAGAGGAGAAUGGAAACGUUAGGACAAAUGACAUCCAACCCGGACAUAUGGACGGAGGACGAUGACGAAAUUUUGAAAUUAGUCAAAGAUGAAUUGUAA
Pieris macdunnoughi is the source of this 567-nucleotide messenger RNA. The record is from the annotation of a GenBank genome assembly. Lineage: Eukaryota; Metazoa; Arthropoda; Insecta; Lepidoptera; Pieridae.